AUGUCUUUUCUCACCAAACGAAGAAACAGCACUCGAAACCGCGAUGACAAUGCCUUUCCCGCAGCCCAGCUCUUCCUGCUCGCACUUGUGCGAGUCGCAGAGCCAAUUGCCCUGACAAGCAUACUGCCCUAUGCGUGGAAACUUGUCUUGAGUUUCGAAGUCUCCUCGGAAUCUAAUGCGCCAUUUUUUGCGGGCCUGCUCAUCUCUGCCUUUUCGCUGGCCGAAGCAUGUAGUGGAAUGGCAUGGGGUGCCUUAUCCGACAGGACAGGUCGCAAGCCUGUCGUCUUCAUAGGAUGCGCAGGUACCAUCACCUCUUUGCUGCUCGUCGGUUUCGCGCCCAACUUCUGGGUCGCCCUAGCGGGGAGGAUCGUUGGCGGUGCACUCAACGGUAACAUAGGCGUUAUCCAGACGAUGGUCGGCGAGCUGGUAAGGAACCCAGAGCAUGAACCAAGGGCAUAUGCAGUUAUGCCGUUUGUUUGGAGCAUUGGAACUAUCAUCGGUCCUUCCAUUGGCGGCAUAUUCUCGCAACCUGCUGAGAACUUUCCAUCUAUGUUCAGCUCGACAGGUCUAUUCGCGAUGUUCCCAUAUCUCCUGCCCAACCUCAUGUGCUCUUCCUUGCUGAUUCUCUCCAUGGUCAUGGCGUACUUCUUGCUGGAGGAGACACAUCCCGACAAGCGACCAGGGCACCACAAGGAAGGCGACGAUACUGCUACCGCGAAUACACCAUUACUUCCAGCUCAAGGAGCUACCGCCGAUGCCCCCGCGGACCUGACAUCUGAGUCGUAUGGCACAUUCAAUGCUGUUGAGGUGCAGCACGACGAGAUGUGGCGGGUUCGAUCUAAUGGCGAUUGGGUCGAACAGCCAGCAAGUGAGAAAGUGUUGACCAAGACCGUCGUUACGUUUGUCGUCGCAUUAUCGAUAUUCACGUACCACAGCAUGACCUACGAUCACCUUAUACCUAUCUUCCUCCAGGACAAGCGGGCCGACGAUGUUCACGCCCAAGAGCUAUCAUAUACAGCCUUGGGCGGUGGUCUUGGGCUCUCGACGCAGCAAGUUGAUCUGAUUCUUUCAAUCAACGGAGUCAUACAACUUGCGAUUCAGGCCGUUGUUUUUCCGAUGCUUGCGGACCGCUUUGGAGUUUGGCGGCUUCUGCUUAUGGUCACUCUUGCGCACCCGAUCGCCUACAUCAUCGUACCAUUCCUUCAGCUCUUACCUCCGAAUCUUGUUUAUCCUGGGCUUUUCGCUGCGUUGAGCGUACGAAAUCUCACUUCCAUUCUGGCCUUCCCUCUGCUACUCAUCAUGAUAAAAGAGUCGGCACCCGACAAGUCGCACCUCGGUAAGAUCAAUGGCCUUGCUGCUUCUACCGGAGCUGCCUGUCGAAGUGUUGCAAGCCCUAUCGCCGGGUUGCUAUAUGGCCUGUCCAUCGAGGUUCGAUUCACACCACUGGCCUGGUGGGCAUCAGCUUUGGUUGCUUUGGUUGGCGCAUUGCAGGUGCCAUUCAUGAAUCGCGCAGCCAACAACUGCCACGCUCGUGUUCGCAUGGCUUUCAAAGAACAGUCACGGGACGAAACUGUUCAUAUCACAGUGGAAGAUUGA
Messenger RNA from Macroventuria anomochaeta, 1596 nucleotides. Its product is annotated as MFS general substrate transporter. Gene Ontology annotation, biological process: transmembrane transport. Bases 1 to 1596 code for a protein of 531 amino acids. The record is from RefSeq and is a predicted model, not a curated record. The transcript is spliced from 5 exons. Lineage: Eukaryota; Fungi; Ascomycota; Dothideomycetes; Pleosporales; Didymellaceae. Gene Ontology annotation, molecular function: transmembrane transporter activity.